CAUAAAAUGAUGACGUAUAUUGCAACGAAGGGGUUAUGUUCUGUUUGUUUGAGCGGAAUUCUUUUGGAUAAGAUAAGGAUGCUAGCUAGUGAUGUUAUUGAAAAGCUCUAUAUUUUUGUGGCAGACCAUUGAAGAUAAUCUGCAAAAGCACAGGACAAUUGAAUUUUCAACACCAGGAUCUGUUACAGAAAAGAAUUUUGCACGUCUUUCCUUAUUUUAAUCUGCUUAUAUUUGGCUACCUUAUUGCUGCUAGUCAUACUGAAAGAAGAUGUCAUUCUCAGCAACCAUCAAAUCUGAACCCCCAGAUAGAGGGUACGAAAGUGCAGAGGCGGCCAUGACAGUGGUACCUGUAGACCAGGUAGGAGGAAUUCCUCGCAUCAAAACUGAACCAGAGACACUGCUGCCCUUUGCUGGCAGCCAAGCACCAUGGCCAAGUCUAGAACAGUACCAGGCCAGGUAUUUGACUGAAAAUGUACCAUUGUCAAAGUCAAAACAGACAAAGACCUAUAGCAACACCACAACAUUGACAACGAGGAAGAGAAUAUUAGAACCAGAUUCCUCUGCAACAGCACUUGCCAAAAAGAAGAGUCAUGAAGUGGAUCCCCAGCAGUGCACCCCUAAAAACGUCCAUAAACACACUGCACCUGCAAGCAAAACGGCGUUUAAGUGCUCAUUUUGUGGUUUUGACUCUGCAGGCUGGGAAGAGGCCUACCUGCAUGCAGCUGGGUGUGCUGCACGUAAAGAAAAGGAAGGAACAACUGGCCCAUUUCCUUGCAAGACAUGUGAUUCGAAAUUUAAAGAAUGGGAAGAACUUGUUCAACACGCUUCCAACUGUAUGUCUUCUAAGGCUUUCACUUGCAUAUUUUGUAGCAAGACAGUGAUAGGGGCUGAGGAAUUAAGAAAGCACACAGAAGUUUGCUCUAAGUCUCCUAAUGUUUCACAACCUUCUACUUCCAAAGAGCCCACAAUAAGAAGUCAAUACACAUGUCAGAUUUGCAAGUUGACCUUCCGAAGAGAAGAUCACCUGAAGGAACACACAAAACAUUGUAUUCCUUUGAAGUUAGCAAGGUCACAGUUUCCUUGCACUUACUGUAAACUGACAUUUGGCAAAGAGGAGCACCUGAGACAACACACCAGGUUCUGCACCAAGGUGCGCAAACUUUUCCCCCUAGGGAGUUUUUCUGGCCAAAAAGCAAACUCAAGGAGAGGGCUGGCAUGUUCUUAUUGUAAUUCUUCAUUUGACACUUGGGAUGCUAUGUUAGAACACUCUCAAACUUGUGAAGUGAAACUAUGUGCUGAAGAAGGUCGUAAACAAGCUGAAAAAGCUAAAUCUGCAAAGAGAAAAAAAGCUGUUGACCCUAUUGUCUUUCCAUGUCACAUUUGCCAUGCCAAGUUUGACACCUGGAAUGGAAAGUUAAAGCAUAUGCCUAUAUGUAAAAGUAAAAAGAAGGUGUUGUUUAAGUGUUCUUAUUGUGGGACCUUCAUAGAAAAAGAAGAUGCUCUUAAGAAGCAUGUUUUUAAUUGCGCAGCUAAACAUGGAGUGAAACUGUCAGUGCCAUCACAGGCCUCUGAGGUUGAAACACAAAAUGGGAAAGUAAAUGAUAGUAUGAGAGAGACUGAAACACAGAAAAAGGGAAAGGCAGGAAGAAAAGAUGAAAGUCCUGUGACAAAUAAACGGGGUGAGAAGCUAACCUCAGGACCAUCUAAAGAAAAAAAUGAUAAAAAGGCAACCUUAGAUACACCACAUGUAGCAAGGAAAAGUGCAGUUACAGCAAAGGCAUCUCAACCAGAUAGUAAGACAACUGCACCUACUGGAAACAUUGCCACUAGCAAAGGACAAAGAAAAGAUCCGGAAGUAGAGGUGGAUGUGAUUGUCAGGAUGACUGGAAACUUCACAAAGAAGGAGGCGUUGUCUGGAUUGAAGGCUCAAGAAAUGCAUUUAGAGACUAGCAGUUUGAAAACUCGUACCAGAAAAAUUGAAUAUGUAGGAUCUCCAGAUAAGAAAGAUCAGAUUACACCCAGUUUAGAAAACGUGAAUGCCACACCCUCCAUUUCUAAAUUGUCUUUAAAAAGAAAACAGGUCGACAUAGAAUCAUCAAGCACUGAGGAGAGUUCAAAGAAGAGAAAAAAGACUUCAACUUCCACUAAGGAAAAAGAGUCGGAUACCACAGGAAAUGUUAACCAGAUGCAGCCUGUAGUUUUAGUGCCUAAAAUACCAUUAUCAUAUAAAGGUGUCCAAGAAGAGGACUCAGGCAAUGAGGGCACUCCAGCAAUUAAGAAAAAAGAAAUCCAAAUUCCAAAGGGAGGACAAAAGAAAGAAAAUGACAGUGAGUGUGGAACGGAAAAAUCUGUCACAAAUCAUGCUGAAAAUGAAAUCCCCCGACAAGGUAGGAGCACAAGUAAGAGGCGAACAGCCAAAGUAUGCAGUCCACAGAGUUUGGCCUUAAAACAAAAAACUGACAAAAAGGGUUCCAGAAACAAGCCAAAUUCCUGUAGGUCCACUGACUCUAAGGUGACUAAUCCAGAUACAUCAACAAGAAGUGAAGAUGAAAGGACAAAUGAUUUUCAAGUAGAUCACCUCCAAGCUUUGGAUCUUAUGCCUACCAAUUUGAGAAGAAGGCAAAGUAGAAAAAGUUUACUGAAGAACAAAGAUGCAAGUGAGGAAGAAUCAGAUCUGGAGAAAUCAGUAAAUGAGACACCUGCCUCAAAGGCCAAAGAAGAAAGUCGGACAUCUAAAAAGGAAGUCACUGAUUCUAUUGCUGGUCGUGUUCGUAACAAAACUAGUCAAAGAAAAAGAAUAAACAUACAAAAUUCCAGCUUAAAAGUUUUUGAAAAAGAUAAGGUAAAAAAGUCUCCAGUUUUUCAUAAAAGGUCAGAUACUCAUCUCCAAACAGUUUAUCAUAAGAUAUUCCAUGAAAAACAUUAUCGACAUAAGCAUUCCAGAUCUAAUCUACCAAGAAAGUCGUACCCAGUUAAUUUUUCUCCACCUCUGAAAGGAUCAUUUGGUUGUCAUUUUUGCAAUGCAAGAUUCAAUGUUUGGGAUGAUGUUGAGAAACAUGUCAGGCUCUGUAAAAGAGGACUGGAAAAAAGCAUAAAAAACCAAACUGAACACAGGAUCGGCAGAGGCCCCUCUGUAGGUCCUUCAGAAUCUUUGAAACUUGGAUGUAAAUUCUGUGGGAAGAAAUUUGAUGAAUGGAACAGUGUACAGGAACACGUGAAAACUUGUGUUGCCCGAGAUCCAGGUAAAACUACAUAUGUUACCCACGUGAGAAAAUUUCAUAAAUCUACGACAGUGCAAAGUUCUCCUCAGCCUGUCUUACAGAAAGUGGCUAAAGGGGGGCAAUUACUAUCUGGUAAGCAAAGUAUGACAAUGGGGACACCAGAUGAGCAGCAGAGAGGCAGUGUGUCACACUCUGGCAAUGAAGAACAUGUGGCCAUCAAACGAGAACCAUUAGAUGCUGCUGGCUACUAUGGUGAUAUGGCCAUGCAGUACCUUGAAAACUACAGCAUCCUGGACUUCCCAGACUUACCACAGGAGCACAGCACACCAACCACAUCUGUGGCACCUGAUCAAACUGGGGAAGUAGUAUUUCCAGGGUAUACUAUAACUGAGCUUGACCAGCCAGGUACCUCAACAAAAACUGAGGAAGCCAGUGGGCUUCACAUUGAAGGUGAAAGACAUAUUAGUGAACAGGAAUUUUCAAGCCUCUCAGCUGACUCUGAGGCAGAAUCUGUUCAAAAUACAAAUACUGGGACCAUUCAGAAAAACCAAGAAACUAAUCAGGUAGAUGCAGGUGUAAGUACCCAAGUUAAGGAAGAACCGAAAGAUGCCAUUGGCUCCUUUGAAUGUGCAUUCUGUCAUUCUAGAAUUCUUUGUGUCAGUUGGGAUGAUGUGAAGAAGCAUACUACUGAGUGUAUGCCUCAGAAGUAACUUUCUAACAUUACAGCUCUUAAAAUGUACAGAUUUUAUGUUUGUUCUUUUAUCAUUGUUUCUCGAACAUUUCAUUUGAAAUAAUUGGAAUUUACUGUCACAGUGAGUAGAAUAUGUUAAAAUGGGAUCGGAUCAGUCUGCAAUUUUCAAUAUUGUGUUUGAUGCAGUGUAGGGAUACAUUAAGUAUGAAUUACUUUUCUAUAAGUAUUAACACCACAAAGAGCUAUUAUCUAAUUUUAACUUGUAAUUAGUUGAUGAACUGCUGAAGAUCAUAUAUUUGUGGUUAAUUUUGUGUUUGUUUUACUAUCUAGGUAUAAGAUUUAUAUGAGUAAUCAAUAUCAUCCGUCAUGCCUAGCACAGCUAGAUUUUUAGAUUAUAAAUAUUUAGUUAUGCAUUUCGCAAUUGCAUUACUUGUGUAGGUGGUUUAGAUGACAUGUUCCUGAUGUUACAGGUAGCUGUACUUUGUGCUAAUGUUAUGACGACAGAUUUGUUUCUUGUACAUAUAUUGUAUAGUUGUAUUAACAAAAUUCUUCUUGUUUCUUUUUCCUCUUUUUGUUCACAUAUUAUUGAUACAGUCAGUUGUUUUUUGACGCAGAUUGAAAAGUUGGGAGAUGACAUGUUAAAUCUUAUUCUAAACAAAUUCUCAAUGGUAAUAAAUAAAAUAAACUGACUGCUGUGUCCUAUAUCAGUUUCCAGAACCAUAGAAAGAAAUGAUAAUUCUGUGAUUUGUGUUUGACAAGCCUGUAAAUAUUUAGUUGUUUCAUUUGAUGUGAAAGCCCUGUAUCAUAUGUAUAAUUUUGUAAGCCUCUGUACUUGUAAGCCAUAGCUGGAAUGUAGAGUUCUCGAAGGUCAGACAAAAUUGAUCAAACGAUUAAGAGGAGUGGCGACUCUGUAACCGGGAUCAGUAAACAAAAUUUGUUUUUUUUAAAACAUGUUUAAUGGGCAUGACAGCCUUUAGGGUUUUAUUUCCAAGGGUGAUGUGUCAAACCCACAGUGUGAGCGAUUUUAGGCAUAUAAUAGCACUAAGGUUAUUUUGUGGAUCAAUUGUACAUUAUCCCGCUUGACAAACCGAUGC
Molecule: messenger RNA, 5006 nt
Organism: Lingula anatina
Lineage: Eukaryota; Metazoa; Brachiopoda; Lingulata; Lingulida; Lingulidae
Source: RefSeq, a predicted model, not a curated record